CAAUGACGUGAUAAUCAAAACCAUAUCAAAACAGACUCAAGACUCCGAGGCUCUUUGUGUUAAUCCCAAAAGUUUUCAACAAGCUUAAAGCUCGGAAGAAUACUUACAUUAAUUUCAUCAGCAAAAUCUGUUGGUGUGCAAUUGUAAUCAAGAGUUUUUAAUGUGUUAUAUAAAUUUCCAUGGCUGAAAAAUAACAGUUAAAUUCUCCAGUUCAUUCAGGAAUAACAACCAAAAUGUACCGAAAUUGCUUUAUCUGCGUUGUCUUCAUCUUGAAGUUCCAAUUAUUUACAGCUGAUGUGCCAUUGUCAUUACUCUACAGUGGAAAUGGUGGUUUAUCUAAUGACUCAGUCAAAUGCACAGAACUUCUGAAAGCAUUUGCUCAUUCUGCUUCCAAUUUGACAAUGUGCUCCAUUAUUUAUGCCAGACCUGUACGGCUCUGUGAGAAGUGUGUCAAUGAAUAUGUUAAUUUUGUAUUGGAUUUCAAUGAGUUAUUGAGUGCAGAGGAUAAUGGUACAACUUGCAGAUCUUUAUUUAUAUCUCAGGAUAGAUUAGAUGCGGUGCUUGAGUUUCAGACUCACAUAGCAUCCGUUUGGGAUAAAGGAAAUUGUAACAAUUGUUUUGACUGGGAUGGAAGUAUCCCUAUGACAUCCAAUAAUACAAAAAAGUUUGACAAAUUGCACAAUGAAACUAUGGAUUGUAUUGUUGAUAACAUAAAUAAAUAUGGGAAUAACACAGACAAGGUGUGUGAGAACUGUAUGCAACUGUAUGUAGAAUUGGAUGAGUUCUACAAAUCACUCAGCCCUGAUGGCAUUGGUGUUAAUAGUGUUUGCAUGGAUGUGGUGGACUUGAUGAAUACUACAAGGUCAGUGUGGAGUAAAGACCUGGACUGCUGCAAGUUAAGAAGGGCUCCAGAAAUAGUAUUCUUGUGUUGUUCUGCUAUUAUAUCAGCACUGCCUGUACUCUUCUACCUAGCCAUGAGAUAUUGUGGGCCAAUAAGGGACUUGCCUAAUGUUCUGAAACAAUCCAGAUUCAAGCAGACAUUCAUGAGGUCUAGUACUGGGAGGAUUAAUUAACACUUUCAGUGGCAGCACCCUGCUAGGCUGUUUCUUUUGUAUAGCAGUUGGGGAGCUUGGCAGUAUUAAAAGUGUAAUUAUAUAUAAGCAACAAACAUAUUUUGUAAAAUAAUGCCAAAGAAUUCAGAA
Molecule: messenger RNA, 1202 nt
Organism: Cydia splendana
Lineage: Eukaryota; Metazoa; Arthropoda; Insecta; Lepidoptera; Tortricidae
Product: osteopetrosis-associated transmembrane protein 1
Exons: 5
Coding region: 234-1073 (279 amino acids)
Cellular component (GO): cytosol
Source: RefSeq, a predicted model, not a curated record